Molecule: messenger RNA, 1077 nt
Organism: Alternaria infectoria
Lineage: Eukaryota; Fungi; Ascomycota; Dothideomycetes; Pleosporales; Pleosporaceae
Exons: 2
Coding region: 1-1077 (358 amino acids)
Biological process (GO): transmembrane transport
Molecular function (GO): transmembrane transporter activity
Source: RefSeq, a predicted model, not a curated record
AUGGUGCUUGGAUUCGCCGCUGUACUCAUAGUCCUGUUCUUGGACAUCAAGCAUGAACACACCUCUUUCAUCGAUGGUAUCAAGGCCGUAGAUUGGUUCGGCAUGUUCACCUUCCUUGGCUUCACGCUUAUGAUCCUUUUGGGUCUCGAUUUUGGAGGCGUACUUUUCCCCUGGGACUCCGCCAAGGUCAUCGCUCUACUUGUAGUAGGCGGAGUGAUGAUAUUUGCGUUCAUUUACAGCGAGGCAAAAGUGGCCAAGUACCCAUUGAUUCCCAUGACGGUAUUCCGCCGGGGAACAAAUAUCGCUGCUUUCCUCGUCGUAUUCUUCCACGGCUUUGUCUUCAUUGCAGGCGAGUACUAUAUGCCGCUGUAUUUUCAAGCCGUUCUCGAAGCUUCUCCGUUGCAGUCUGGACUACUCCUCCUCCCCUUUAUCGUCACAGGUGCGAUUGCCGGAGUUCUCUGCGGCCUCAUCAUGCACAAGACUGGCCACUUCCGUGAGAUCAUUUGGGUGGGCACACUGCUCCUCACCAUUGGUUUCGGCCUCUUCAUCUCCUUCGACGCAUACACAUCGACUGGAAAGGCAGUAGGUUUCGUCAUCCUCGGCGGUCUAGGAUCCGGGAUACUGUUCGAGGCACCAAUGAUUGCUAUUCAGAGCCAGGUCGAACAGCAAGAUGUAGCUACCGCUACUGCGACACUAUCUUUCGUUCGUAAUAUCGGCGUCGCAAUAUCCACCAUCAUCGGCGGUACCAUCUUCCAAAACUCGAUGAACGGUCAGGCUUCUUUUCUUCGAGACGCUGGGCUACCGCAGAAUCUAUUGAGUCAACUUGAUGGCGACAGCGCCAUGGCGAAUGUCAUGCUUCCUGCCACGUUCGAGAAUGCGGCAUGGGAACUUGCUGCGAAACAGGCCUUUGCCGCCGCGAUGCGCAAUAUGUGGAUCACGUAUACGGUACUCGCUUUCUUGAGUUUUGUCGCAGGUCUGUUCAUCAAGGCCGCAGUGCUGGGAACGGAUCAUGUGGAAACUGUCACUGGAUUGAAGAAAGAGAAGGUCGCGGCAAGAGUAGAGACGGACAGUUCGUAG